Messenger RNA from Morone saxatilis (striped sea-bass), 6214 nucleotides. RefSeq names its product RNA polymerase II elongation factor ELL-like. Gene Ontology annotation, molecular function: cis-regulatory region sequence-specific DNA binding. The record is from RefSeq and is a predicted model, not a curated record. Gene Ontology annotation, biological process: transcription elongation by RNA polymerase II; snRNA transcription by RNA polymerase II; positive regulation of transcription elongation by RNA polymerase II. Lineage: Eukaryota; Metazoa; Chordata; Actinopteri; Moronidae. Gene Ontology annotation, cellular component: transcription elongation factor complex.
UGCUCCCAUAAGCCUACACUAAAAUCAUUUGCCAUUAAAUAGAUAAUUAAUUCAUUCAUUGAAUUCAUUGCUUGCUUGUGAUACAAGGAUACUAGGACAUUUAUCAUCAAGAGUUUGUACAACAAUCUACAUUGUAGUAAUGCAUCUAAAUUUUGACCUUGUGAUUUGGUGAUAAUUACAGGGCCAUUAUAAAUCAUUGAAACUAUAUUAACAUUGUUAUUACUGGGUUUUAACAGUGACUGUCUUUUCCCUGAACAAUAGCAUUUAAUGAAGCUUACAUGCAGUGUGGCCUAUCAGAGUGAAUGUAAAGCACAUGCAUAAGAUGAACUGGACACCCUUACUAAGUACAUACAUACAGACAACAUACACUAAAAUUAUGACUGACAGACGUCCCUGCUUACUAAGAUGUUAACACUGUCUUUUUUGUUCAUUAUAUAUAAAAUUGUUUAAUACUUAAUAUUAGUACACUCUGUUGUAUCUGGAAAAAAGCUACGUUUUAUUUUUAUGAAUUGGAUGGAUGUCUUGGCAGAGCCUACUGUCUGUAGCAAAAGUGCAGAAUAUCUUUUUACUACUUCAUCGUAAAUAAAUUAACUCAUUGUGGACUGUCCACAGUGUAUUAAAACUUGCUUUGUAAUUAAUAAUCCACAGGUACCAGUCCAACCUACAUUUUUUUAAAUCAAUUUUAUCAUUUAAUUGGUAGACAUUGCCACUUGUUACUCUUGUGCUAUGGGUUUGAGAUAUAAACAAUAUAUCUAACAGGCCACAUUUGCACCUUGCCAUGUCUUGUUAAUUAAUAGAACAUUGUCCAAUUAUGUGUUGGUUUAUUAAACACACAAGCUGUCACAUUUUAUUAAAACAUGCUUUGCUGGACUUUUGCACUGGAGGAAAGAAGGAGAACGUGUGUUUUUUUUUUAUUUUUUCAGUAACUGUUCAUUGUUUGAGUUUAAAGUAGUAUAUAUAUUAGGCUAUAUUAAAAGAUUCAUAGUUAUGUUAUUGUUUUUAUUAUAACAUACAUAUUAUUAUAUUAGUUGCCUAUUUACACCGAUCGAGCAAAACUUAGGACCUGAUAUAGUCAAACAUUCUCUCUCCUUUUAGCUUUGUUUGGCUCUCCUCUAAGAAAAAUACCUGCCUUUUUUGUAGCUAAAUGCUUCACUAUGUUCACCAACUAGUCACUAACAUUGUCAGCUGGUGGAUGUUGGGGUAGCAUCUCGCUGCUGCUGGAAAUGAGGUUGGUGAGAUUGGUGAGACAAACCAAAACAGUUGUGGGCCAUAAAAACCAAAACAAUGAGCUGAAUGAUGCUAAAACUCUGCAGAGCUGAGCAGAACUGCAGAGUCGGGUGAUAAUCAUUUGUUAGUUUGUGCUUAUGAGUGCCCCCUUUCACAUUACACAUAGUCAUUUGACCCUUUGUAUAUAUAUACAAACAAAUAUUGGUGCAGCUUUAAUGUGAAAGAAUGCAGAUAUAAAAUACAGUAAUCCUACAGGUUAUUUGUCUUUUGACAAACAAAAAAAAAUCUUAAAACACUAGAAAAGAAAAACGUAUGACAGACUGCUCUAGAUAUUAUACAUGCUCUUUUACUGACAAGAGUACAAAUACACUGAACUACAGUCCUUGCUGUGCUCACACAGCCUUCACUUCACGGUGCUGUUGUCGCCGUGGCCCCUCCCACGCCGUGACGUUUCAGGGAGAGUGUUGAGCUGAGAGAGGAAAGCAGCUUUAAUUGCUGGGCAGAGAGAAAAGCCAGCGAUGGCUUCGCUCAGGCAGGAGCACCAGUAUGGGCUCUCCUGUGGAAAAAAUAACAAAAACAGCUCCAACGGGACGCUGUUCCAUGUCAAGCUCACGGACACAGCUAUCAGGGCGCUGGAGGCUUACCAAAACCUCAAGGGAUCUUUACCAAGUGAACCAUCGAUUUGUUUCAAAGGAAACCAAGGGUACAUCAAGAUCCCAGCUCCCACACCAGAGUCACCUUCUGCUCUUCGUGUCUUCUCCUUCUACUUAUCCAGCGACAGCAAAGACCAACCUCAAGCCAGCUUUGACUGCAUCCAUCAAUAUGUUUCAAGUGACGGCCGUGAGCAGCUGGAAGGUCAAGGCAUCAUCCAGGACAAGAUCACAGUGUGUGCCACCGACGACUCGUACCAGAUGACCCGAGAGAGGAUGUCUCAGGUGGAGAAGGACAGCUGGAGCCGCUCUGCCAUUGAGAUCAAACCUGGAGCCACACAUCCAAGUGGCAAAAGUGAAUCCCAAAGACAGCAGCUACCUGCUGAGGGAUGACUUCUACAAGCACGUGCAGAGGGAUUGGCCAGGACACAGCGAGGAAGAGAGGCAGCUGAUCAGCAGGCUGUUGGCCAGGAAGUUGCAGCCGCAUAUCAGCCACCAAUCGAGAAAUCUUCAAGCAAAUGUGUCGAUACUGAAGACCCCAGAGGAUACGACGCUACAUCACAGCACAGCAAAAAAUCCUGCAGUGAAACGCCCUGUGCCUUUUGACUCGCCGGAAAGGCUAGCUGUUAAGAGACAAAGACUUGCAGACCAGAGGUUGCAACAGCAGCCGACAGUAAACGGACUCUUAAACAAUAAAGGACACAACAUUGCAACUCCUACCCUUAACCCCAGUUUCCACACAAAGACUGAGUUUCAACGGACAAGUAACCAUACUGGUAACCAAAAUGGCUUACCAGGGGGCCACAAUGGAGUUCCUCUAAUGCACAGCACCUCUGACACACCUGUGGGAGAGCAAGAACCCAAAAUAAGCAGCCACCAGCCACCGCAGGUCAACUCUAACUGCGCUCACCAGCAGCUCGCCAACAGCCAGCACAGGAAGAAGAAAUCUAAAAAGCACAAAGACAAGGAACGAGAGAGGUUAAAAGACAACAAGGGCAGCGAAUGGUUAGAGACGAGUCCUGAUAUCAAGCAGAACCCGGACAAACUUGACAAUCCUGACAUCACAAACGCUGUGGCCUCUGAGGAGAAGCCGGAUUAUGUGCUCACGUACGGCACCAUCAUGAGUUUGGAGCAACGGCAGAGGUACCAGGAGGAUUUUUGUGCAGAGUAUGAUGAAUACAAAGACCUCCACUCUCGGAUCGCCACCAUAACUCACAUGUUUGUUCAGCUAGGAUCCAAGAUCAAAAGCUUGUCCCCUGGCACGCAAGAAUAUAAGAUAAUGGAAGACCAAAUACUAGAAAAGUACAACAAGUAUCGGGAGAAGUUCCCUGGAUACCGGGAAGAGAAGAAACGGUGCGAGUAUCUCCAUGAGAAGCUUUCCUACAUCAAACAGCUCAUCAUAGACUAUGACGUCUCACAGGCCUCUUCAUAGCAUCGGCUCUCCGUCCGCUUUAUCAGUUUUUUUUAUAUGGAACUCCCGUCUUUGCAUAAACAACAUAGGUGUCCAACGAAGCGUUUUUAUUGAGAGUGAUAUAAAAGGUUUUGGAUGAAACUUCAGACAUCAACACGGCAAGCUCCUGUGAGGAUCACAGAUGAUACUGGGAGCACUAAUGAUAUAAAUCAAUAGCAGAUUCCAGUCUGGUAUUUGUAAGUCUAUUUGUUUUAAAGUUGUCAUUUUUUAACAGAUAUUUGUUGAUGUAAAAAGUCCAAGAAAGAGGAAAAAAAAGUCUUGGUACUAAUGAGAUCUUGCCAUCACAGACAAAAACUAGUUAAAACCAGUUUCAGUGUAAGCCAUUUUCUUGGAAAUAUGUAAAAGGUAGCAAAUAUGACUUUAACUUAUUCACUUUGUUUCUGACACUUGUUAAGUCAAACAUUGCUUCAGGCAAGUUUUCCCCUUUCCUUUUCUAUGAAGUUCAAAAUGCAGCGUAAAAAAAGCAAGUGCUUUUCAAUUGCAUAACAAAGUUGCCUCAUUCAUGAUACAUGAUUGAAGCAGCCCCAGCAAAAAAAACCAAUUUCAAGUCCUUUCAUCUCAGAUUCAACAUUCACGUCUUAUUAUGCAAAUGUAUUGAGAUAAUUCUACGUGUUCCUAGUGCAAUUUCCCUUAAUGAUUCAGGCAUUUAUCAGCAUGUUUCUAUCAGUUGAUGCAUUAGCAACAUCUAGGAAGAAAUAGAUUUAGUAUUGGCACAAGGGAAAUAAUCUCACCCCUUGGCACAAGGUAAUCAUUUAGGAUAUCUUGCAAUACAGUGGUCCUGACAUAUUGGACACUAAAUUCAAAUCCUUAACAUACCUGCUGUCAACCGCUGAAUCCAAUGAGAUAAAACUGGAAAAUAUUAAAAUAGCUGCACAUACUCGUACGUAUGUACUGUAGAACCAGUUGCAAUACAGUACAUUGAAGUAUGUCUCCCAAAUGCACUUGCGUUUAAAGUAUUUAUUUACCCCACCCCAUUCUUUUGAAAGACUGGUAAAGGGACCAAAAUGCUUGGCCGUGAUGGCUGUUGCAAUAAUUUGGUGAGGAAAGAGGAUUUUCCUCCCCAAAGCCAUUACUGAAUCAAUCAGGCAGGUUAAUCAGGCGCCAUGUCUACUUUAAAGUAUUUCAAAACAGUGGAGAAAAAGAAAGUGUCUUUCCCUCUCAGAUUUUGUCUUCUACCUUCUUAGAACUACUGAUGUAUUUAUUUUAAGCCCUCUUCCUCCGCUCUGUGUUGUUGGCCUCCUCAGCUUGAAGCGUCAGGUCUCGUUAGAUCAAAGUGUUUCUAUCCAAGCAGCUGGGGGAGCGAGGUGGGAGAGGCUGUGAAUAGAUCAAAGGUCCGUGUUGUAUGUUUUGUCUCUGUCUGACCCGACAGAGUUGUGGAGAGUGACUGAGUUAAAGCUGCUCCAAAGUCCUCUAAAUAUUCAUGUCGAAAUGGCAACAAAAGGCCUCGGCCCCUUUAACAUAUGUUCCCCCGGCCGAACACUUGAGCUGUGUCUGAAAUUGUUCACUUCCUCACUAUAAAGAAGAAACUGUAUCACACACAAAGCAUGGUGGUAUGUUACCUAUUUGUUCACAUUGUAUUGCACUGUUAGAUUAUUUAAGAAUUCAGACAGCACUACAGAACUAAAUUGGGGACUUUGUAGUGGACACUGAAUGAUUUCAGAGUCAGCCCUAGAUAUUCGGUCUUCAGGGAAACAUGGAGCCAUAUUGGUAAAGAUUUUACAUAAGCAUUUUUGGUACUUGUGUAUUUUAAAACACUAGCCUGGAGGGUUUUCUAUCCUUCAGUUUCCAGUAAAUAAUCAGUGCCCAUUCUUUGCACUUAACCCAGUCUGAAGAAAGGGGAACGACAGGCGGAUAAAAUUUCCACUACGAUUGUAAUCGUUCACCGUGGUUGCAGUUUUUGUACUGAAUGUUAUCACGCAGACAAUGACGUAGAAGCCUUAAGAUUACACUUUUUACAGGACAAAUCUUCAAACUGCCAAUAUCAACAAGGAGUCAUUAUCCACACACAUCUGUUCUCUGCCUUAUAUUAUCGUUAGCUGUUACAUUUAAACCUGUCUUAGCCAUUUCAAUGUUCAAAUGGAUGCCAACAGUGGCUUUGUCACACGUCAGAAUAUUACUUUCUGGAGGAAAUGUUUCAUAAUGUAAUUUUAAAAUUGUUUAGUGCACAGUUUCAUUGGCUAUGGUGGCAUAGCUUACUCAUCAGUUGCAUUUGUAAUCGUUGUGGUACUCUGUUUAUCAUCAUCAUCUCUGAGAUAUAUGCUCAGGUAUUUAUCAUUAGGAAUAUCACUUUGGUGUGAUAUGCGGCUGAUAUUCCUAUUGACAUCCCAUCUAAAUAUCAUCUUGAUUGGAAGACUGUCUUAUGUGAUAUUUAAAGCACACAAAAAAUCUAUUGUUAAUAACAAUACUCAAUCACUUUCAGGUAGUGGGCGGCAAUUAUGAGAAGAUUUCAGGGCGAAAAUGGUAUAUUGUCAAGCUGUUGAUUAAAGACCAUAAUUAUCUGUUGGUUACUGAGUUUGAUGGAGAUCAUAAUUAGAUUGGGGUUAUUGAGUAUGAUGAAAGAAUCACUGGUCUUGAAGACAGAAUAUUUCUUAAAAAGUCGCUAAAUUAAUUUUAUUUAUCUUGUCUUAAUCACAAACUUCAACAAAAGGUUCAUAAGGCGUUCUGUUUUUUGGACUGGUGCUGGAUAUUUACAAGGCACCAGUGUGUACUGUGCAGUAGGUGUUUUUAUGUACCACGUACCUGCUGAAGGGAAAGCCUCAUCUUAGUCACAGAGGAGUCAGAAGAGAGUAUGCACUAUGGACUACGUUUUACAAAUGUAUACUUUCUCUUUUUCUGUUGUGCAAAGUUCAAAAGAAUAAAAACAUCA